Carassius carassius (crucian carp) is the source of this 2676-nucleotide messenger RNA. RefSeq names its product ubiquitin carboxyl-terminal hydrolase 46-like. Gene Ontology annotation, molecular function: cysteine-type endopeptidase activity; cysteine-type deubiquitinase activity. The coding region runs from base 330 to 1442 and encodes 370 amino acids. Gene Ontology annotation, biological process: protein deubiquitination. The transcript is spliced from 9 exons. The record is from RefSeq and is a predicted model, not a curated record. Gene Ontology annotation, cellular component: nucleus; cytosol. Lineage: Eukaryota; Metazoa; Chordata; Actinopteri; Cypriniformes; Cyprinidae.
GAAAGCACCAAUUGUGUCCCAGUGGGCGGGGUUUGACCGUUAAUCCAGGAUGUGAUUGUUUCGUUUAGUACGUGUAACUAGCAAAGAUGUUUAACAUAAAUAUGUCCUGCAUUUUUAUUCUUAGUUGCACUGACCAUGAAGAAAACAACUAGACAAAAGCCGCAGACGUUUAUAUCUCGAUUUGUUCGCACUUUGCAUGUGUGCAGUGGGGAUUGAAUGGUCACUGAUUGCUGUCCUCGGUUGGGAUUGCAGCUUGGCCCGUCACUGUACUGCUGUUAAAGUCAUGUUUAUUUCAUAAAGAUGGCAACGAGGGGCAAAUUAUAAACUAAAUGACUGUCAGAAACAUCGCCUCCAUUUGUAAUAUGGGCACCAAUGCCUCUGCUCUGGAGAAAGACAUUGGUCCAGAGCAGUUCCCCAUUAAUGAACACUACUUUGGAUUGGUCAAUUUUGGAAACACUUGCUACUGUAACUCAGUGUUGCAGGCUCUGUAUUUCUGCCGGCCGUUCAGGGAGAAUGUGUUGGCGUAUAAAGUCCAGCAGAAAAAGAAGGAGAACCUUCUCACUUGUCUGGCCGACCUCUUCCACAGCAUCACCACACAGAAGAAGAAGGUGGGCGUGAUCCCUCCUAAGAAGUUCAUCUCACGUCUGCGGAAAGAGAAUGACCUGUUUGAUAACUACAUGCAGCAGGACGCCCACGAGUUCCUGAACUACCUGCUGAACACAGUGGCUGACAUCCUGCAAGAGGAGAAGAAACCUGAAAAACAGAACGGACGGCUAAAGAACAAUGGCACUGCCAUCACCACGGACACCGAGCCAGAACAGAACAAGACUGAGCCCACCUGGGUUCACGAUAUCUUCCAGGGCACGCUGACCAACGAGACGCGCUGUCUCAACUGUGAGACGGUCAGUAGCAAGGAUGAAGACUUUUUGGAUUUGUCUGUAGAUGUUGAGCAGAACACUUCAAUAACACACUGUCUCAGGGACUUCAGUAAUACAGAGACCUUGUGCAGUGAGUAUAAAUACUACUGUGAAAUGUGCUGUAGCAAACAAGAGGCACAGAAACGUAUGCGUGUGAAGAAGCUGCCCAUGAUCCUGGCUCUUCAUCUGAAGCGCUUUAAGUACAUGGAGCAGCUGCAUCGGUACACUAAACUGAGCUAUCGUGUGGUCUUUCCACUGGAGCUCCGCCUCUUCAACACCUCCGCAGAUGCCGUCAACCUCGACCGCAUGUACGACCUCGUCGCCGUGGUGGUCCACUGUGGCAGUGGCCCAAACAGAGGGCAUUACAUCACCAUCGUGAAGAGUCAUGGUUUCUGGCUGCUGUUUGAUGAUGACAUUGUGGAGAAAAUUGAUGCACAGGCGAUAGAGGAGUUCUACGGUUUGACUUCUGACAUUUCCAAGAACUCUGAGUCGGGAUACAUCCUGUUCUAUCAGUCAAGAGAAUGAAGGAGCAGAGGAGGGACGCGAGAAGAGACCAAAAGGAAGGGUAUAUGUGAAGAUGAUAUCCGCUAGAUUCCUUUUCCACAUCCCUCUCCUUUUCCUUAUCUCAUUCUCAGGGUCUCCAGCUGAGACUGAGUUGCCAAAAUCCCUCUGUAACCCCAUUUUGCCAAUAUGACAUUUCCCAAAAUUUCCAUUUUCCCAAUCUCGCUGCACCCUGGGGGAAAAAACACCUUUUCAAAUCUGACCCUCAAGUCAGUCACCUGCAUCUGGAAGGCACUUUAUAAACAAAAACGACAAUAAGUAACACAAAAGCAACACAAAAAAAAUCACAACAUAUUCAACUACAAUACUUGUGGAAUCAAACUUGAAGGAAUCAAAAAGCUACAAAAAGAGCAAAGAGUCCUGGUAAUCUAGCAAGAGUCACUGCUUCUGUUUGUUUAGUGCCCUGGAAAGUGCCUCUCAUCUUGGGUAUCUGAAACCAGGAGGAGGGUUUCUCUCUCAAUCUCUGGCUUAAGGUCAUGGAGCCGUUUCGGGUCCCUUUAGAUGUUUCAUACUGUGAUGCCUACUCAUCAGUCGUCCUUCAUACGACUUUUACCCAGUAGCUGGUGAAUCCACACAUCCUAGUUCAGUCAUUGGAGUGGCUGUUUGCACUGUGUAACAAUUUGUUUUGGAUUUUGGCAUUUUGUGGAAAUUAGAUUAUGAUUCUGAGCAGUCUGUUACAUGAGUGUGUGUGUGUGUGUGUGUGUGUGUGUCUGCAUUUAGUCAUGCAGGCAGCUGAUGUGAUGUGACUGCUUUUCAUCCAGAAAUAGUUGCAGUCUUGUUACCGAGAGAGUUUUCAAAAGUUGUGCAAUUUGAAUUCUUUGCUCUCUUAUAGUAACAAAGAAAAAGGGCAGAAACGCAAGGCUGAAAUGCUGCUUUUGUCUUCUUUCCAUUCUUAUCUAUCAUUGUUAUUAACUUCCAUGGUAGGUAAUGGCCUUACAUAGACACGUGUUUCAACAACCUUGCAGUCAACUCUUGUUAAGUUCAACCAAAUCUGCCGGUCCCAACUGACUUCUAGUUUCUAGUUCCUGCUUUAGUUACUCAAGGUGGGUUGAAUCCAUCUUUUUUUCUCCUAAAUAGAUGUUGUAACUUGUAAACAUGGUCAUUUUUUAAAGCAAAAUGAUGUGGCAUUUAAUUUUAUCAUUACUUUUAGGUGCUAAAGGUAUAGUUCACCAAAAAUGAAAACUUGCUGGAAAAUUUA